CAUCACAUAAUAAACUAAGAACUUUACCAAAUAUUAAUAAAAAAAAUAAGACAUUUAUGUUCACAAUUCAUUUCUACUGACAAUAAGCGAUAAAACUUGCAUUCUGUUGCACUCAUUGUAUGUAAGUUUAGAGUUAUAUUAUAUUAUGUUAUUAUUUUGUUUUAUCUUUAAAAAAAAUUUUGUUUUAGUUAAAUUAUACAAUGUUACUACAGCAUGCAAAGUACAUCACUUUAAAACUUCAUUCAAUAUCAUUCCAUAUUACUGGCACAAAAAAGAUGUUGCAUCGUACCAUGGUCAUUCCACCCUUUUUACGUGUUAUCCAAGAAAAGUAUCAAGACAAACUUGCAAUAAGAGAUUCUUAUGGCGUACAUACAUAUGAGGACAUUUUAACAUACAGCAAGCUUAUAUCUCAAAAUAUACUGACGUUGGCUGAUAAAAAUAGGCAAUUGAAUCACAAAACUGGAUUGCUAUCUGGCGAAAGAAUUGCGUUUCUAUGUUCCAAUGAUGUAAUGUACACAUCAAUUCAGUGGGCAAUAUGGAUGAGUGGUGGUAUGGCUGUACCAUUAGCAAAAUCACACCCUCAAAGUGAACUUGACUAUGUUAUUAAUGACUCUCAAGCUUCUUUAAUCUUAUCAAACACACAGAGCAAUGAAAGAAUAUUGCCUCUGGCUAAAAAAUACAAUCUGCACACUAUAAACAUCGAUGGUGGAUUGUUUAAGGACAUCACAGAGAAACAUUUAUUGCAAAACUAUGUUCGCAUAACAGGUUUGGAUUCAGAUAUUAACAUCCGAAAAGAUGAAGCAGAGACUUUUCAGGAUAAGUGGAGUGCUGUGGAUUGGGAAAAGAGAAACGCCAUGUUGAUUUACACAAGUGGUACUACUGGUAGGCCAAAAGGCGUUGUUGUGACCUUUUCUUCCCUUCAAGCGCAAAUCAAAACUAUUGUUGACACAUGGGGUAUGACUUCCUCUGAUGUUACCUUACAUGUUCUUCCUCUGCAUCAUGUGCAUGGUGUUGUCAAUGCACUUGCUUGUCCACUUUGGUCAGGUGGAUCUUGUCUAAUGUUGUCGGAAUUUGCUGUUGAAAAGGUGUGGAACCACCUUUUGCAAGAUGAUAAUGUAAAUGUUUUCCAUGCAGUUCCAACCAUCUAUGUAAAGUUGAUUGAACACUACAAAAAGAAUUUCACGUCUGCUGCGCAAAGAAAUCAUAUUCGGAAAAGAUUGCAGGAGAAAAUGAGGGUAAUGAUAAGUGGUUCAGCAGCUUUACCACAGCCAAUACUUAAUAAGUGGAAGGAAAUAACAGGACAUGUUCUUUUGGAAAGAUAUGGUAUGACAGAGAUUGGCAUGGCCCUUACAAAUCCACUAGAAGGGAAAAGGACGCCAGGAGCUGUAGGGAAACCUUUUCCCACUGUCGAGGUCAAACUUAUGUCUGCAGAUAAUAAAAUGGUUGUUCAAGGUGAUAGCAAACAAAUUAGCGUAAAUUCAUCUAUCGAAGAAAAAAUUGGUCAGUUAUUUGUGAAGGGUCCGUCUGUGUUUAAAGAAUAUUGGAACAAACCUGAAGCAACACAGGAAGUGUUUAAUGAAGAUGGUUGGUUUAUGACAGGUGACACAGUAAUGUACGAUGAAGAAAAUUGUAUUUUUCGUAUUUUGGGUCGAACAUCUGUUGACAUUGUUAAUAGCGGUGGUUACAAAAUAAGUACAUUAGACAUAGAACGACAUUUUCUUAGUCACGAUAAAAUCAAAGAAGUGGCUGUCGUUGGAUUGCCAGACGAGACCUGGGGCCAAUUAAUUACAGCGAUAGUUGUUCUAAAUGAGGAUUGCUUUUUCUCGUUAGAAGAAAUGCACGACUGGGCAAAAGAUAAAAUGGCGUCAUACCACAUUCCUAAAAAGCUAAAGAUUGUUGACAGUAUCCCUCGUAAUGCAAUGGGGAAGGUAAACAAAAAAGAAUUAAUUCAGGAAAUGUUUUCAGCUUAAAAAGUUUGUAAAGGUUAUGUUGCGCACAUUCUAAAGUCUGCCACAAGAUUUUAUUUAUCAAAGUUUUAAAAUUUAGAAAUCCUGUCUUAGCAAAGAACAUUAUUUAUUUUGUAGAUUUUUAUCAAGGGCUUAUUUUUUAUUUUAAUAAAUGUGGUAGAAUUAUAAAUCACUUUACGUAUUUUAACUUUCCAGUUUUAUUCAAAAAAUAGAUUUUCCAAUGCAAAAAAUCUUUAAUGCAUUUUUUAAAAAAAAUGUAGCAUACCAUUGAAAUACUUUUUAGUAAAAAAUUUCAUAUAGUUAUGUUUCAUUCUUAAUAUUUACAAUUAAAAUUACCUGCUUACUUGACAAAUUUUAAAGCAGGAAUUUUCCAAACCAUUUAUUAUCUGGUGUCAUCCACAUAGUAUGCAUGCAUUAGGUUCUUCAAAAUUUAAAUUCCUUUUCCCUUGCACACAAACGUAAGCUUUUGCUAAGACAUACACUUGACAUUUUGUUUAUUAGAUUUUUUUUUAGAUUCGUCACAAUUACUAAAUCUAUUUUUAUUUUUACUACUGAAGUCAAAUUUCCAAUAUAAAAAGAAUGUUUGAAAUAUUUGUGAAUGAAAAAAUGUGCCAAACUUCUACUAAUAUAUUUUAUUGUUUCAAAAAAUUUUAUCAAGAAAAUAAAGUAGUUUUGAGAUUUUGUGAUGCAAAAAGGGUAUGCAUGUACUUUGUCUUGACAAUCCUCCUUCCAUCUUUGGCUUGACCCUUUCUCUCCUUCUUUGUGAAGAUGCAAUGUAAAUGCCCCUCUUUUCAUUUAUUGUUAAAAUAUUUGUUGUUGUUUUUUUUAAGCUGUUCGCUCUAAACUGACCUGCAUUAAUCUUUUAUCUCUUUUUUGUCUGUAUUACAAUUUGUUUUUACUAAACUUUUGUAUGAUAAUUUUGUUGUUAGUUGAAAUGUGUCGCUGGGGAUAGUUCAAAACUGCCUUUUUGAUAUACACUGAGAAGUCAGAGGUUUUCGAAGGGUGAGGUGGGUGGAGGUGUGUUAAUUAUUAGUUAAUAAACUUUAAGCCUUGUUAAGGCAUGUUUGCAUUUAGGUGUUAUUGUUAGUAUUCUUUUGUAUGAUAAUUUUGUUUGGUUAAAAAAAUGUCUUUUUAGCAGGAGAAAAAUACUGUUACAUUUUAUCCAAAUCCAGCAAUUAUUAUGAAAAGCCAACUUUUUGGUAUAUCGGGCAAUCAAAAUUAACAUGUGUCUUACAAAAGCUAUUUUAUUCCGUAACAAUAUUAUGACACUUUCGCUUAGUUGGUUGAUAAUACACUUUGUAAUUUUAAAUAUUAAGCAUAUGAAAUCUU
This is a messenger RNA of Hydractinia symbiolongicarpus, 3296 nucleotides long. Its product is annotated as malonate--CoA ligase ACSF3, mitochondrial-like. Gene Ontology annotation, molecular function: medium-chain fatty acid-CoA ligase activity. Lineage: Eukaryota; Metazoa; Cnidaria; Hydrozoa; Anthoathecata; Hydractiniidae. The transcript is spliced from 5 exons. The coding region runs from base 201 to 1970 and encodes 589 amino acids. The record is from RefSeq and is a predicted model, not a curated record. Gene Ontology annotation, biological process: fatty acid metabolic process.